Conger conger (European conger) is the source of this 387-nucleotide messenger RNA. RefSeq names its product glycoprotein hormone beta-5-like. The record is from RefSeq and is a predicted model, not a curated record. Gene Ontology annotation, cellular component: extracellular region; cytoplasm. The coding region runs from base 1 to 387 and encodes 128 amino acids. Gene Ontology annotation, biological process: G protein-coupled receptor signaling pathway; regulation of thyroid hormone receptor signaling pathway. NCBI's taxonomy places the organism in Eukaryota, Metazoa, Chordata, Actinopteri, Anguilliformes, Congridae. Gene Ontology annotation, molecular function: hormone activity. The transcript is spliced from 2 exons.
AUGUGGAAACGCCCCCGUACUCCGUUACUGUCAUUCGUACUGCUCGUUGCUGUGGCGACCCUGUCCACUGCCAUGACGACCCUGCGCUCGUUCCGCGGAUGUGCGGUGCGCGAGUUCUCUUUCGUCGCGCGGAAGCCUGGCUGUCGCAGCCUGCGCAUACGCACAGAGGCAUGCUGGGGGCGCUGCCAUACCUGGGAGAAGCCGGUGCCGCACCCCCCCUUCGUGCAGCGGCACCACCGCGUGUGCACGUACAGCCGCUCGCUCCAGCUGACGGCCCGGCUGCCGGGCUGCCGGCCCCAGGUCUCCCCGCUGUACCCCUACCCGCUGGCCCUGCGCUGCGCCUGCUCCACCUGCUCCUCCCAGGACACCGAGUGCCAGACCUACUGA